GCUAACUAGGUAGCUACACCACGUUCAAGGUUCGAGGCUGCGAGUUCGCACCAUCGUUUCCAAAGCGCAGGGCACUAACAUCUCGGCCGGUCGAGUUACGCCAAAAGAUGUAUGAAGACUCCUGGUACAGCUACGUACCAGAUGUACAGCCUAAACGAGGCCCCUCGCAAAAUACCAGCCACAGACGCAAGGAAUCUCUCUUACAACAACCAAACGGUACUGCCGAAGUCUCCAACAAUGCGGAACCAUUGGACGACUUAUAUGAAGUCGAAUCGGACUCCAACUCCCCUCCUGAUCCCACAAUAGCUCGGCGCGCAAAGUCAUACUCGAGCUUCUACGACAUUGUGCAAGCACAAUUAUCCGAGGACGGGUCGAAGAAUGGGCGGAAGAAGAGGAGGAAAGACUACGGGUGGGAUGCACUGGACGUCGUCCAGCCCGAAGCCUCUAGCCGCCUUGACGACGAAUCUCUCCUUGGCCCAUUGAACGACGAGCUGCUGGAGGCGAGGCAGCAGGAAUACCUGCUCUACCACGACCAGCUAGCCAUGACAGAGAGGCACCUCGAAACCCUCAUCGAGGACACAAACAGUGCCUUGACGGUCCUGGCGUCCCUGUCCGAGUCCUUCCGUUCAGUCGAGGACCAGACCACCUCGUUCCAAUCGCAGUGCGACGACUUGCUAUCGGAGCAGAAGCGACUGCAGGCACUUGCAGACGAAGUCGGCACCGAUUUACACUACUAUACCUACCUUGAUAACGUUUCCAGGCGACUCAAUGCCCCUGGAGCAAGCCGUCUGGUAGAUGGCGAUCCGUUUGGCGAGAUUUUGGAUGACUUGGACUCAUGCAUAGUAUUCAUGAUGAAAAACCCCACGUAUAGAGAUGCCGAGUCGUACCUGGCGCGCUAUCAGUCCUUGAUGACAAAGGCCCUCCAUCUCCUCGAAGUCGGAUUUGCAGCGCGGCUAGAGAAGGCAUCGAGCGAGAUAUCGGCAAAGAUUGCCGCGUCCCAAUCAGAGUCGGCCCGGCAUGCCCUCGCAUAUGGCCGCUUUGAGGAGUUGAUAACCGCGUCUUAUUCUCUGAUACCAAACAUUCAGAAGGUGGUUCUGAGUGCUUACGACCAGUUCGGCAACGCGAAAGAAGGGCCCGUCUUCGAUAUCUACUCAAAUACCGUGAAGAGUCUCUUCCAGGCCUAUCUGGCCGUCCGAGAUCGGGAUCUGCGGCCACUCAUCCAACAAGAGUUGGAUGCGUUCAGGACUGAAGUCAAAAGCACCUCUGCCGAAACAGCAUCUAGGAACUUUGUCAAGCAAUGCUUUGAACGCUCAUAUAGUGAAGCUUCUCUCUUCACAAGGAUCUUCGCCAUCGACCCACAGUACAGCACGGAUCCAAAUUCGCUUUACACGGUGCUGAAGUCCUACCAUAGAUCGCUUGUCAACGCCAUCAACGUCGUUCCUCUAGCAACCAACCUCCAGGCGGUUCUACAACCCAGUGACCUGCAGACAAUAUGCAGCGUGGUGGGAUGGGCGAUGAACGAAUAUCUCCUCCUCGAAUAUGACGAGGAGCAGACAGGAUUCGCAGCGCAUUGUCGAGAACUGACCGCCAGGCUCCUCACUGAGCAUCUGUGGGUGUUCACCGACGCUGCAUUCGAAGCCGAGAUAGCAAAGUCCAUCUCGCGGCCUCCUGUCAACCCUGAUACCCUUACAAUCGGCCCUGUGACGAGUGGCGUCGCAUCUUCCAAUGCGUACCCGCCGGUCAAGCGGGCGCUUGAGCUCCUAGUUCUUUUCGACCAAUCCAUGCCAAAAGAGCGAUGCCAACGCAGCAGCCCGGUCGUCUUCAAGAUCGUCACCGAGUCGGUUGCAGCUCUACGUCGGGCCGAGGCACGUAUCAAGGCGAGCAAGAAUGGUACCGAUCCAGACUUGUUCAUGAUCAAGAACUUGCUCAUCCUGAAGAACGAGCUCGUGUCGCUCGAGAUUGGUGAUGUGCGCAACCAGGCUCCCGGAAUGCAGCACUUUGGCCAGAUCUGGGAGACUCUCAGCCCGCAGAACCUGAUGGGGAUUUUGUCCAGCUUCAGCAGUUAUAUUCCCGGUUCUUCUCUCUGGUCCCGUGCUACAUCUACGUCCCCCGCGCGCAUCCCUUCGACCAACGCCAGGGGAAACAGCAACCUUGAGCAGCAAGAUGCGAGCGAGCAACUGGAUGAGUUGCUACGGCAGUCCAUCUACUCCUUCACACAACGGUGGGGGACCUUUGUCAACGAUGCUCAGACAGGGAGACUGGGUGCGAAGAGCCUGGCCAAGGUUGAGAAGGAACUGGAUGAUAUCCUUCAAAGAGCAUUCAGUAACCAGCCCGAGGUUAUGAUGAAGCUGAAGGAGGCCAUCCAGCUCAAUGCGCAGGCACAAAAUGAUGCCAAGCUAGAUAAAAAGGGUAGCAAGAUUACUCGAGUUUAGGAAUCAUCAGAGUCAAUGCGCUAUUUGGCGUCAAAUCGUUGGGAAAGUAACAUCUCUCCCUCUGCUUUUACUACUGUUGCCCUGUCGCUUUUCAUGGAGUGAUGCUCUUUUGCAACCCGCCUUAGAAUCAAUCAUACAUAGCACACACUUUAAGCAACCCGCACGGUAAAUAUCCUAUCAAACGGUAUCCAGAUACCGUAUAAACAAGGAUGCAAACAUAUAGAUGUACCAAGCUCCU
Messenger RNA from Phialemonium atrogriseum, 2670 nucleotides. Its product is annotated as Sec34-like family-domain-containing protein. The transcript has 5 exons. Gene Ontology annotation, biological process: intracellular protein transport; intra-Golgi vesicle-mediated transport; autophagy. Gene Ontology annotation, cellular component: cis-Golgi network; membrane; COG complex. NCBI's taxonomy places the organism in Eukaryota, Fungi, Ascomycota, Sordariomycetes, Cephalothecales, Cephalothecaceae. Bases 108 to 2432 code for a protein of 774 amino acids. The record is from RefSeq and is a predicted model, not a curated record.